Molecule: messenger RNA, 831 nt
Organism: Zootoca vivipara (common lizard)
Lineage: Eukaryota; Metazoa; Chordata; Lepidosauria; Squamata; Lacertidae
Product: guanylyl cyclase-activating protein 1-like
Molecular function (GO): calcium ion binding
Source: RefSeq, a predicted model, not a curated record
AUGGGAAGCAAUGGCAGCAGGACACUGGAUGACCUGCAGACGUUGGAGAUUCACCACUGGUACAAGAAGUUCAUGACGGAGUGUCCCUCUGGGCAGCUGACGGAGCACGAAUUCAAGCAUUUCUUUGGACUCCGAGGCCUGGACCCAGAGGCCAACCACUACAUCGAGCAGAUGUUCCACACCUUCGAUAUGAACAAGGAUGGCCACAUUGACUUCAUGGAGUACGUGGCCGCCCUCAGCCUUAUCCUGCGAGGAAAGAUGGAACAGAAGUUGCGCUGGUACUUCAAACUCUACGAUGUAGAUGGAAACGGCUGCAUUGACCGUAGUGAAUUGCUCAAUAUCAUCAAGGCAAUCCGUGCCAUCAAUGGCUGCGACCACGAGACGAGCGCAGAGGAAUUCACCAACCGUGUCUUCAACAGGAUUGAUGUCAAUGGCGACGGCGAGCUCUCUCUGGAGGAGUUCAUUGAAGGCGCGAGGAAAGACGACGAGUUCAUGGAGGUGAUGAUGAAGAGCCUAGAUCUGGAGCACAUUGUGUCCAUGAUCAACAGCCGGCGGCGAAAUAGCGUCUAGCAGCUGGACAGGAAUGCAGGGGGGGGGGGAGUGAGCAUCCUCAGGUGUUGGAAGCAGCAGAGAAAUACCUGGAGGAGGAGGAGGAAUCCCGGAGGGUAGAUGAGUUUGGUGGAAUGGGAGCAAGGUGCAUUUGUGGAACAAGCAAAGGAGCAUGACCUGAAUGGAGAAGUGGUCCACAGGCCGUUUUCACCUGCUCUCCCGACUGCCUAGACGUGGGAGGUUAAGCCAGUCUGAGCGUGGGACCUUCUAGUUUUACGAACG